Molecule: messenger RNA, 628 nt
Organism: Nymphalis io (European peacock)
Lineage: Eukaryota; Metazoa; Arthropoda; Insecta; Lepidoptera; Nymphalidae
Exons: 1
Coding region: 70-348 (92 amino acids)
Source: RefSeq, a predicted model, not a curated record
UCAAAACCACGCUUUGUUUGGGUAAAUACUUGCCUAUUAUUUUAGUACCUACCUAAAUAAAUUAUCAAAAUGGCUCAAGGUAAAAUGAAAGUCAAAAGUAAGUUGCCUUCGGGUGCCAAAAACAAAACAAAAAAAAACAAAGGAAAAGCCGUAACUAAAAGAAGCAACGCCCCAGUCCGUAGUAAGACUCAAGCAGUAGAGAAGAACAAGAUGAAGGCUACUGUAACGAAGAUGGUCAAUAAAGCUGCUGAGCAGCAAUUGCGGUCAUUGGCGAAGGACACUCCGCAGCUGUCUGCAGCUCAGCAGAGAGUAGCCGCUGCUCCAACAGCGCCCGUGCCUUCAAAAUAACCAUAUAACCUAAAAUUAUUUUGGCUGUGAAGUGAGGUGUCUCUUUUGCGUUGUUUUUAUAUAAAUUAAAGUGCAAUUUUUUUCAAGUAUGUAUAAGUUGCUUUAUAUUAUCAAGAUUUAAUGAGGAAAUAUUGUUUAUAUGUAAUGAUAUUUAUAAGCUUAAAUAACGAUUUUUAAGCAAAUAAUGUGACAUGGACAUAUGUAUCCUUUUUAAAGAAACACAUACUUCUACUAUAAUAAUUGUAAGUUAUAAAUAUAGGUAAUAUGUACUUUUAAAAAU